AUGCUCUACGUGGCGGCGGAGGGCGGGCACACGGACACCGUCGAGCUGCUGCUGAGCGUGGGGGCGCAGGUGGGCAGCGGCGCCCGCGGCGACGGCGCCACGCCGCUCUUCGCGGCCGCGGGCUACGGGCACGCGGAGAUCGCCUGGCGGCUGCUGAAGGCGGGCUGCGACGCCAACGAGGCGCCGGCCCCCGCCGGGCCGGGCGAGGCGAGAGCCGACAACGGCGUGCCGCCGCUAUACCUCGCCGUGCAGGAGGGCCACACCGAGGCGGCCCAUGGCAGCCUCGGGGGAAGGUGGCUCGCGAUGGCGACGAAACAUGCAGCCACCGACGACGACGCCUUCGACGGCGCACUGGCGUCGCUGACCGCGGUGCGGCGGGACGAGGUCGCCCGAGCGCGCGACGCGCAGGCUCGGCUCGGCCACGCGCAAGAGUGGCCACUCGCCGGGGCGACCUCUGCCGCGAGCCCACACGGAGCCUCCCCGCGGCCUGGGAUCGGCACGCGUGCCUCCCUGGUCGAGCCGGACGGGCGUGUGCGCCUUGUCGCGGGCCCCUGGGUGGGCCUGGCCAGGCCCGCUCCCGUUGAGCAGCGCCUUCGACCCGCCCUCUGGCGCGUGAAGCGCACCCGCGGAGGCCGCAGUGCGAUGGCGGUGUUUCUGCGAUGCCUGGUGUGUAUCUGCGGCGGCUGCGGCGCGUUUGCGCUUGACGGCUUCUCCGGCGGGACGGCCAAUUCAAUGAGUUUUGCGCCCGAAUGCCCCGAGCUCAGCUCACCAGCAGAGCUCUUCGAGGCCGAUGGGGGCGCCGACAAGCAGGGGAGCGGGGAAGUAUCCAUCCUUGGGGCCUUCGAGGGCGCGGCGUUCGGGGCCGCGCCGCCGGCUGGCUGCCGCACCGCGCCGCAGCGAUCGGCAGGCCAUGCCGCAUGCCUGCAGGGCCGCAGCGUCGAGGAGCUCCGCGCCUGGGGCGAGGACGCGGCGGCGGAGCUCGCUUCGCUCGGCCUCUCGGAGCCCGACGGCUGUGGCCCGGUCGCCGAGGAGCAGCCGGCCGUGAGGCGCGAGGUGACCGCGGACCCGUCGGUGCUGGUGGGCGCCCUGGAGACGGUCCCCCUCCAGCCGCCCGCCGACGGCGCGGCCACCCCCUCCCGCGCGGGCCCGGCGGGCGGAGCGGAGCGCGCGCCCUCCGAGAAGCGCGGCUCGGGCGAGGCCGUGGUGCCCGGGGAGGCGUGGCCGCCGGCCGAGGAGGACUCCGUCGUCGACGUGGCAGGCUCCGUCUGGCAGUGGGAGCACCGCACGGGCUUCCGUAGCUACGCGGCGGCCGAGAGCGAGCGCAUCGAGGAGGCCUGGCAGAGCGGGGAGUCGAAGGUGCGGCUGAAGGCGGGGAAGACCGGGAAGAUUCCCAUGGAGAUCUUCUUCGCCGACAUGGUCCAGUUGGAUCCCACCUCAGGCAGUCAGCGGAACGUGAGGCGCGUGGGCCACGACAGUCGUUUUUCGCGGCUGGAGCGGAAUCUCCGCCAGGUUUGGAAAGCCAUCCACACUGGCCAGUUGCGUUGGGAAAGUUCCAAGCAAUACAGGAAGAGGCAAGCGACUCAGCGAAACCAGGAAAAACUAUCCGUCAUAGACGCGUCGUCCAUGAUAGUCAACAAGUCUCAGAUGUUCAGCAGGUCGCACAUCGAUACUGGUCCUGCCACCAAGCGGGCGCACAUUGGGGUCUGGUGUGGGAAACUGGUGCAGGCCCUCUGGUGGAACAUCCUGACAUGGCUCGUGACCGCCCUGAAUGUAUUUUGGAUCUACUGGAUGGCCGAGCACCACGAAUGGACGCUCGUGUUCUGGCGCCCCGCGGAGGUCAUAUUUAUCGACUUCUGUUUCCUGCUCUUCUUCGCGACAGAGCUGGUCAUCCGCGUCUUGUCCUAUAGGGACGCGACCACCGCCCUCCAGUCCCACUUCUUCCUGCGCGACGCCCUGGUCGUGGCCCUGACCCUCGUGGAGGUCGUGUUCUUCCCCAUGGUCUCCUUCGCAUCCGACGCCCACGAGCUGGACCCAGGCUCCGCGUGGUUCACGUUCGCCCUGCUCGUGCGCUUGUCCAGGCUCGUGCGGGUGGAGCGCCUCUUCCGGAUCUUCCCGCAGGCCGCCACGAUCAGCCGGGCCAUCGCGUCGGGGUUGGAGUCCGCCGCGAUCAUCCUCCUGAUGAUGAUCGGCUUUCUCUUCGGCUUCGCGGUGAUGCUGAAGACGGGCGUGGCAGAUCGAGUUGUCAAGGAGAAGUAUUUCAGCACGAUGUCUCGCACGCUGGAGACGCUGAUCGUGCAGGGUCUCUUCUUCGAUGGUAUCCUCGAUUACUUGCAGGAUUGCCGCGAUGAGUUUGUCGGCUACUUCGGCAUGCUCUUUUUCGUCUGCGUGGGCCAGUACAUUUUCUUGAACAUGCUCAUUCUAGAGCGUGGCGGCGGGCGCCACGAGCGAACAGGUCGACAGGCGGGCCAUUGCGUACCUCGAGAAUAA
Molecule: messenger RNA, 2487 nt
Organism: Prorocentrum cordatum
Lineage: Eukaryota; Dinophyceae; Prorocentrales; Prorocentraceae
Source: the annotation of a GenBank genome assembly